GUCCUCCUCAUGUCUGCAUCCCUGUCAACAGACAUCAGUGGGCGAAGAGCCUCUCUUCUCUAUCCUGCUGUGUGUUGUUUGGACUGGUCGGCUGUCCUAGGUACUACUGUGGUGACUGGUCUUACAGUAAGCCCUCUCUGAGACAGGUGUGACCAACCAACCCUCUGCAAAAAGCUUAAAAGAUGUGGAAGGCUCAGAAAAGCAGGAAAUGGAAUAAGUUCAAAUCUCCACUCGAAUUCCCAUUGGAGGCAAAGUACAAGCCCCUUCUUGACAGCCUUCAGCCGAUCGCCCCCAUUGAUCGGUUCAACCUGAAGCGGGGCACCCCGGAGGAGGAGUUCCCCUACCUGAGGGACAACCACACCCACAUGGGACACCUUCUCACGCUGCCCCUCUACGCGCGCCAGUUCAACCGCGCCACCGACAGCGGCGUCCUCUUCGACGACGUCAUCCGGCCCGGCCUGGAAGAACCUGGUUCUCCUGGGAGUCACAUGGCAGUGGGCUGUGUGGCCGGUGAUGCCCAGUGCUACAUCCUCUUCUGUGACUUCUUCGAUCGCAUCAUCAAGUCGUACCAUGAGUACACCAUCCCUGGCACACAGGAGAGUGACUUCAACAGCGGCAACCUGAAGGGAGGAGAUGUGUUUGAUAGUGAGUAUGCAGUGAGCUGUGAGAUCACGUUGGCUCGCUGCGUAGAGGACUUCACCUUCCCCACACACUGCAGCAGGGGAGAGCGCAGGAAACUCCUCUCUCUAGCAGACAAAGCGCUGGGCUUGCUGUCUGAGGAGUGUCCUGGUAAGCUGUACUCGAUGGAGGAGCUGGGCGAGGACCCUGAGGGGCGGGGCCCGGGUGCCAUGACGCCCUCGCCGGCCAUGUUUAGGAUCGGGGUGGCACGGGAUUGGCCAGAUUCCAGGGCUCUAUGGGUGAGUGAGGAUGGGCAGCUGGUGAUCUGGGUGAACUUUGAGGAUCACCUGAAGCUGGAGUGCUGCAGGUCUGAUCCCAACAUCCGGCUGGCCUUCGACUGCAUCUGUGAAAACAUUGUGAGGCUUGAGAAAAUGUACAAAACUAUCCGUCGCCGCUUCGUGUGGAAGGAGCACCUGGGCUGGGUGGUGAGCUCGCCUGCGCAGGUGGGCACGGGCCUUCAGGCCAGCGUCACCGUGCGGCUGCGGCACCUGCCCACUCACAAGCGGCUGGAGAAUAUCCUGGACAGACUGCGCCUCCACAUGACUCCUACUGACCAGCCGGGGCUGUACCGAGUGUCCAACACCCCCACCAUCGGGUUCACGGAGGUGGGAGUGGUGCAGCUGGUGGUGGACGGGGUGAGCCUCCUCAUCCGCAUGGAGAAGAAGCUCCAGGACGGCGGCCAAUUGGACGACCUGGUGCCCACACAAAAGCUCAGCGGAUACACGGACAUGUACUCAUGAGCUGCUGGCUGUUUCACCUUCAUUAGCAGAGAUGUAUGAAGUAGGAGUAUAGGUGCACUUACAGUUUUCCUCGAUUGCUUACACACAAUUUUUGGAAUCAGCUCUCGAAUUCUCAAAACUCUACACACACAUCCCCAAAACUCCUCACUACCCCUGAAAAAUGGACGUCUUGUCUCAAAAUGAUAUACUCUCUUCUAAAAAGCUAAUUUUGUCGUCAAUUGAUACACACAGACUGUCACUACAAUAAACAUGUUUUAGAGCCAUUUGAACACUGUUGGA
Engraulis encrasicolus (European anchovy) is the source of this 1697-nucleotide messenger RNA. Its product is annotated as zgc:172076. Gene Ontology annotation, biological process: phosphocreatine biosynthetic process. The transcript is spliced from 9 exons. The record is from RefSeq and is a predicted model, not a curated record. NCBI's taxonomy places the organism in Eukaryota, Metazoa, Chordata, Actinopteri, Clupeiformes, Engraulidae. The coding region runs from base 183 to 1418 and encodes 411 amino acids. Gene Ontology annotation, molecular function: creatine kinase activity.